Messenger RNA from Wyeomyia smithii (pitcher-plant mosquito), 1514 nucleotides. RefSeq names its product 26S proteasome regulatory subunit 4 (gene Rpt2). The transcript is spliced from 2 exons. The record is from RefSeq and is a predicted model, not a curated record. Gene Ontology annotation, molecular function: ATP hydrolysis activity; proteasome-activating activity; ATP binding. NCBI's taxonomy places the organism in Eukaryota, Metazoa, Arthropoda, Insecta, Diptera, Culicidae. Gene Ontology annotation, cellular component: proteasome regulatory particle, base subcomplex. The coding region runs from base 138 to 1454 and encodes 438 amino acids. Gene Ontology annotation, biological process: proteasome-mediated ubiquitin-dependent protein catabolic process.
UCCCGUUCGUUGAGCUCAGCCACAGGGAUUGUCAGUUGUUGACAGUCAUCCAUCCAUCGAAUUCUGCUUCGCGUUCCAAAAUCAUAAGAAAAGUCGCUCAUUUGUGUCGUUGAUUGCGUUGAAUUUGUCAACCUAAAAUGGGACAAAACCAGUCGGCCGGAAGCGGCGGAGACAAGAAGGAUGACAAAGAUAAGAAGAAAAAGUACGAACCACCGAUCCCGACCCGGGUCGGUAAGAAAAAGCGCAAGGCUAAGGGUCCGGAUGCGGCCAUGAAGCUGCCCCUGGUAACACCGCAUACUCGGUGCCGUUUGAAGCUGCUGAAGUUGGAACGAAUCAAGGACUAUCUGCUGAUGGAGGAGGAAUUUAUUCGUAACCAGGAGCGUCUUAAGCCCCAGGAUGAAAAGAAUGAAGAGGAACGUUCCAAGGUCGACGAUCUGAGAGGAACUCCGAUGUCGGUUGGAAACUUGGAGGAAAUUAUUGACGAUAAUCAUGCAAUCGUUUCGACGUCCGUGGGUAGUGAGCAUUACGUGAGCAUCCUUUCGUUUGUCGAUAAGGAUCAACUCGAGCCUGGGUGCUCGGUUCUGUUGAAUCACAAAGUGCACGCCGUUGUUGGUGUUCUCGGGGACGAUACGGACCCUAUGGUGACCGUAAUGAAACUCGAGAAAGCACCACAGGAAACGUAUGCUGAUAUUGGUGGAUUGGAUACGCAAAUUCAGGAAAUCAAAGAGUCUGUUGAGUUGCCGCUUACCCAUCCAGAAUAUUAUGAAGAGAUGGGUAUUAAGCCACCGAAAGGUGUCAUCCUGUACGGACCUCCAGGAACGGGAAAAACUCUUCUGGCCAAGGCUGUAGCCAAUCAAACUUCAGCCACUUUCCUGCGCGUUGUCGGUUCUGAACUGAUUCAAAAAUAUUUGGGAGAUGGGCCGAAGUUGGUCCGCGAGCUUUUCCGUGUUGCGGAGGAACACGCGCCGUCUAUAGUUUUUAUUGAUGAAAUUGAUGCUGUCGGUACGAAACGCUACGAUUCCAAUUCUGGUGGAGAACGGGAAAUCCAAAGAACUAUGCUGGAGCUUCUAAAUCAACUGGAUGGUUUCGAUUCACGUGGGGAUGUGAAAGUUAUUAUGGCAACCAAUCGUAUAGAAACUUUGGAUCCUGCACUGAUUCGGCCAGGCCGGAUUGAUCGUAAAAUUGAGUUCCCACUGCCGGACGAGAAGACGAAGCGGCGUAUCUUUAAUAUUCACACCGCCAGGAUGACCCUGGCGGAGGAUGUGAAUUUGUCGGAGUUGAUUAUGGCCAAGGAUGAUCUGUCGGGUGCCGAUAUUAAGGCCAUCUGUACCGAGGCGGGACUGAUGGCGCUUCGCGAGCGCAGGAUGAAGGUUACGAAUGAAGACUUUAAGAAAUCGAAGGAAAGUGUUCUCUAUCGCAAGAAGGAGGGUACACCGGAAGGUUUAUACUUGUAAUUUGUAGGCAUGGCGUCUUUGUGUGAUCAGUAUGAAUCAAUAAAAUUCUCUGAAAAUGUA